Rotaria sordida is the source of this 240-nucleotide messenger RNA. NCBI's taxonomy places the organism in Eukaryota, Metazoa, Rotifera, Eurotatoria, Philodinida, Philodinidae. The record is from the annotation of a GenBank genome assembly.
AUGCUUCGUAUCCAGCAGGAAGUAACAUCAUCAGCGGCAUCAGACGAAGUAGUUCCUCUAAAACAAAUACCUGUUGAUGCACAACUCCUUUCGUUUGUCGCCGAUGCACUAAUAACACAGAUAUUUCAAAACGAUGAAUCUGUACCAGUUGAAGCCGUUUAUUGGUUUCCUGUCGAAGAAAAUGCAGCUAUUUAUGGUUUCGCAGCUCGUAUAGAUGACGAACAUGAAAUUGUUGCUUAA